Aureobasidium uvarum is the source of this 1143-nucleotide messenger RNA. The record is from the annotation of a GenBank genome assembly. Lineage: Eukaryota; Fungi; Ascomycota; Dothideomycetes; Dothideales; Saccotheciaceae.
AUGGGCAAAGCAUGUAUCAGCGGCGCUGAACUUCGUCAUAUCGCGACCUUUGGCAAGACCAUGGAUGAGAGCUCUGCGCGCCGACCUGGACCGUAUUCGACCAGGUCAAGGUACGGUGGCAAGACGAUCACUUACAAGGAGUCUGACGACGACGACGACGACGAGACUGGCAAGGCCGACGAGAACUACGCAGCCGACGGGGCUUACGAGGAAGACGGAAGUUUCGAGAGCGAUGACGGCUUUGCGACCUCAGACGACGAAAGUGACUACGAACUGCAGCCGGACGACUACGACGAUUAUAGCAAUUGCAGAGCCGAUUCGGCCAAUGCCACGAACGAAGAUGUAUGGCCCGAGCAAUUCCCAGCGGAAAAUGAUAUGGUGAAGCUGAAGCGCUGGUACGCCAGAUUCGAGCCUUUUCACCCCGUGGAAGAACGACUCACCCUGAAGAGGCGGACUCAGCUCUUUGGCGGCGCGCCGCUUAUUCACGUUUUGAUUGCAUGGUCGUACAUUCCUCCUGGGGAUCGCCAUGGAUGGUUGCCCGACGCCUUUGGCCGCAAGCGUGGCAGGCCAUACGAGAGGACCUGUGAGAGGGUGUGGGAAUCAUGGAAAAAGUACGAAGGUGACCUGUUUGCGAGUGCUGCAGGUGCUGUGGCCGACAGUCCAAGUGGGUUGAGUAGUACAGAUCCGUCAGGCGGUGCAGCUACAUCAAGCAGUGCAGCUCUACCGAGCAGUGCAGCUACAUCAAGCAGUGCAGCUACAUCGAGCAGUGCAGCUACAUCGAGCAGUGCAGCUACAUCGAGCAGUGCAGCUGCAUCGAGCAGUGCAGCUACAUCGAGCAGUGCAGCUCUGUCGAGCAGCUCGGUUCAGACCCAGAAGCAGAAGAAGCAGUGGCGACUUACUACCUCCCAAGUGUUCCACUAUGGCAUGAGAAACACUGACGAGACACGGAACCAGUCGUCCGAUGAGCUCAGGACAGCGAUACUCUUGAAGUUGGGCGAGUAUCAUGUCGGGAUUCUCAGUGGGGAUGGCAAGAAGAAGCUGGACAUUGAAGGUCGAGAGGCAAUGCGGCGCAUCAAGACUGAGAAGGACAAGGUCCUUGGCGACCUCGUAAAAGCAUUGGCUCGUUUGUUGAAGGAGAAUUGA